Messenger RNA from Hemiscyllium ocellatum (epaulette shark), 279 nucleotides. It is a transcript of the gene c43h10orf53, whose product is annotated as chromosome 43 C10orf53 homolog. Bases 1 to 279 code for a protein of 92 amino acids. The transcript is spliced from 3 exons. Lineage: Eukaryota; Metazoa; Chordata; Chondrichthyes; Orectolobiformes; Hemiscylliidae. The record is from RefSeq and is a predicted model, not a curated record.
AUGCCACAGGCAACGCUAGUGACAAUUCGUUACGGGCCGUAUGAGUCCUGUGGGGUGGUGGAUUACAGGACCUGCCGCCUGCAGGGCUUGCAAGCAAUGCUGGAGGCCAAUGGACAUCAUUGCAUUCUCGAACAAUUCCUUGACUGGAACAUGGUGGAGCUUAUCGUAAAAGGAGAGUCUGUCUUCACAUUCAAAAUAACAGAUCUUGAUUUUGGAGGUGAUGGGAAAUUGGACCCAAUUUGCAAGAAAGCAGUGAAGGCAGUGAACGAUGCUUAUUGA